AUGGCCGCCCCUCCCCUCGCCAUCUCAGGUGAGAAGCCGUACAAGUGCUCGUGGGAAGGCUGUGAGUGGAGGUUUGCCCGCAGUGACGAGCUGACCAGGCACUACCGCAAGCACACCGGAGCCAAGCCCUUCAAAUGUAACCACUGUGACAGGUGUUUCUCGAGGUCGGACCAUUUGGCGCUACACAUGAAGAGGCACAUCUGA
Knipowitschia caucasica is the source of this 204-nucleotide messenger RNA. The record is from the annotation of a GenBank genome assembly. NCBI's taxonomy places the organism in Eukaryota, Metazoa, Chordata, Actinopteri, Gobiiformes, Gobiidae.